This is a messenger RNA of Fulvia fulva, 1005 nucleotides long. RefSeq names its product Inositol-pentakisphosphate 2-kinase. NCBI's taxonomy places the organism in Eukaryota, Fungi, Ascomycota, Dothideomycetes, Mycosphaerellales, Mycosphaerellaceae. Bases 1 to 1005 code for a protein of 334 amino acids. Gene Ontology annotation, molecular function: inositol-1,3,4,5,6-pentakisphosphate 2-kinase activity; ATP binding. The transcript has a single exon. Gene Ontology annotation, biological process: inositol phosphate biosynthetic process. Gene Ontology annotation, cellular component: nucleus. The record is from RefSeq and is a predicted model, not a curated record.
AUGCAUGCCAUGAGCAUCCCUGCAUGGUUCGUACAGCAACCGCCAAGACUAUGCGCCUCCAAGCCCACAGCCGCGACAAAUCUUCCCGUGGCUGCUAAAUGUAGACUGGAAUAUCUCAAUGAAGGCGGUGCGAACUUUGUCUUCAGAGUGCUUCCAGGCGAUGGCGAAGACUUGCCGUCGACACUCCAGGGGAAACUGCUCCGGCUCCGGAAGGACGAUCCGCACAUACCAAGCGCCGAGGAGCAGCUUCGAGCUCUGAGAGAGACGUUCCGGCCUAUGUUCGAGGCAAAGAAUCUUCUGGGCCAUGAGCUUGUUUCCGUGGACGCAGGCGUUCUGUAUGGGUUGAACGAAUACCUCGCAACAGUGACGCGCCCGCCUCAUCGUGAGGGAGACGGCAUGCCGAAGCAGGCAACAUCCGGUCUGCUCGUCACUGACAUGACGCCCAAAGAAAAUGAAGUCUGCUUGCAGUUGAAACCUAAGUGGUUGGGUCAGUCUCCGAAUGCGCCGCCUGAUGCCCGGCGGUGUCGCACCUGCGCUCUUCGUGCUUAUCGAGCAUCAGAGCGCAUCAGGACAGCGACCGAUGCGCAGGAGACUUGUCCACUUGAUCUGGUCAACAAGAAUGUCGAGGAUCGUAGACUGGCUGUGCAGGCCAUUACUCCAGACCGGCCCAUCUGUGAGUAUUUACUCAACCAGGCCCAAGCACUCUUUCAGCAGCUACGAAUGUGCCAGACAAAGCUGGACCCCUAUGGCGCCCUCACUCCCCUCAGUCCUGCUGCGGUCGGUGAUUUGUGCAAAGCCAUGACUUUGCGCGACUGCUCUCUUUUCAUCAAGCGAUCCGACAAGGGCAUUGAGGCUCGACUGGGAGACCUGGACCUCAAGCAGCCGGAGAAGCUCCCAAGGUGGAAGACGAUUGAGUCCAUCUUGAUCAAGAAUGGCUGGUAUACCAAUACCGAGAGCAGCGACAUCCGAAUUUGCGAGCGCAUCUGCGUGCUGUCGCGUGGAUGA